UUGAUUUCGUAAAUAAAACACAAACAUAAAUAUUCCGAAGUUCAUUCUGUUAACGCUAUAAUGUCUACAAGCUUAACAAUCAACUUAAAGAGACCCAGCAAAAUAUAUCAUGAGGGGGAAGUGAUCGCCGGCGUGGUGGUGGUGGAGAGCCCGGGCGACACGCGACACGAGGGCCUCACGCUCGUGGCCGAGGGUGCGGUCAAUCUGCAGUUGAGCUCCAAGAAUAUAGGCCUCUUUUCAAACACCUUGAAGCCAAUCAACCUGUUAAAUACAUCAGUAGAGUUGGCUCCUCCAGGCAAGAUCCCAGGCGGUGUUACAGAGAUCCCAUUCGAGAUCCCGCUGCGGGCGCGGCAGGCCACGUCUCCGGGGUACCCGGGGCUGCUGGAGACCUACCAUGGGGUGUUUGUCAAUAUUAUGUACACACUCAAGUGCGGGAUGAAGAGGUCUUUCCUGAAUAAGCCGUUGAAUGCCAGCUGCCAGUUUUUUGUGCAACAUAGACAUCAAGAGCCCCCAGUAGUGAAGCCAGUGCGCUGUGAGAUCAGCCCGGCCUCCGUCCGCGCCGGCGGCGGCGCGCGCGCCCCCAUGCCCGCCUUCACCAUCUACGCUGAGAUCGACUCCACGGUCUGCCCGCUAGACAAGCCCCUCACCGGCAAGAUUCGCGUGGACGAGUGCUCUGUGCCGAUCAAGUCCAUCGAGCUGCAGCUGGUACGAGUUGAGACCUGCGGAGAUUCUGAAGGGUUUUCGAGGGAUGCAACGGAGAUCCAGAACAUCCAAGUAGGAGAAGGUGACGUAGCGCGAUCGAGGGACAUCCCUCUGUACAUGGUGUUGCCGAGACUCUUCACCGCACCCACAACCGCAACCGUGCACUUCAAAAUCGAAUUUGAAUUGAACAUCGCCGUGAUUUUUGAAGAUGAUUAUUUAGUGACAGAAAAUUUUCCUAUACUGCUUCUGCGAAGUAGAUAGCGCAAUAGAGAGCGACGUGGGACCAAGAAUAUUUUUAAGAGCGUUUAUUUACAUACAACGUAGUAUUUACAUUUUGUAAUAUUGAUGUUAAGUUUUAUCUUUAUUA
Cydia amplana is the source of this 1069-nucleotide messenger RNA. Its product is annotated as vacuolar protein sorting-associated protein 26C. Gene Ontology annotation, cellular component: endosome. The coding region runs from base 61 to 963 and encodes 300 amino acids. NCBI's taxonomy places the organism in Eukaryota, Metazoa, Arthropoda, Insecta, Lepidoptera, Tortricidae. Gene Ontology annotation, biological process: intracellular protein transport. The record is from RefSeq and is a predicted model, not a curated record. The transcript has 7 exons.